AUGUUUAAAAUAUUUGAUGCAUUUACUGGAGAAUUAAAAAGAACAUUUUCUCCAUUUGGAAAAAUGUCAACUUCAACAACAAAUAAACAAUUAAAUUUGCCUUUUGUUAAAUGGUCUUUUGAUGAAAAAUAUUUUGCUUAUUCUAGAGCUUCAAGUGAAUGUUUAAAUGUUUUUAGUUGUGAAGAUUUUAAAUUAUGUGAUGGAAAAACUGUUGAAUUGGAAGGAUUGGCUAAUUUUAGUUUUAAUUCUGCAAAGAAUAUUAUUGCUUAUUAUUGUGAAGAAAAGAUUCAACAUCCUGUUCAUUGUCAGUCAGAUUUUUAUUUUGUCGGCUGACUAAUUUUUUUGGGUCUUAUAACAGUUGGGGCUGUCUAAUGAAGUCGUAACUAGUAAAGUAGUCAAAGCGACUUUAUUGUGGUGUUACUCGUCGCACCCCGCCGAAUGUGUAGAAUCAACCAAAUUAGAGGAAGUAUAACUUCCAUAAAUUUUGAUUAAAAUCCUGUGGCUUUAGAGUCGCUGUGGAAUAGAAUGGACGGGUUGAGAAAAAAAGUCGGGUCUUCAAAAUUUUCUUCGGAUCGGUUAUCGGGUCGGAAAUGUCUGGAUUUCGGGUAACCCGUCCCAUCCCUACUGUGAAUUGGGAGUAGAGACCAAACCGAGACGAAAUUCGAACCUCUAAUUAGGAAUAUUCGUC
Molecule: messenger RNA, 688 nt
Organism: Meloidogyne enterolobii
Lineage: Eukaryota; Metazoa; Nematoda; Chromadorea; Rhabditida; Meloidogynidae
Source: the annotation of a GenBank genome assembly